CUACUUAUCGACACCUAGGAAACACUGAAAUCAAUAGAAAAAUAAAUAAAAUUUAGAUUUUCCUUUUCAAGAUUUUUAUCGACUGGGAAAGGAAGUCGGUUUUGUGAGAGCAUUGGAAUAAGAAUAUAAAACACAGAAGAUAAGUGAAACAAUUGGAAAAGUUGAUUGCAAAUAAUAUAUUGACAUCUUGUCGAUAAUAAUGAGUGGUCCACUCCGGUCAACUGGUGCUAUUCCGAAAUCCAGUCAACUACCUCCACAUCCACGUCAAGCUAUUCUUCAGAAAAUAAUCAAUUCCAAAGCAAAUUCUGAAUAUAAAACCCGUCGAUUAUGGUACGAAUUAAAUCUUCCCGAAUGUACAAAGGACAUUUUUAAUGGCAAACGAUUGAGCAUGGAUGAAUCUGAGGUGAGACACACUCGAUGUAUGCAACCCAAGAGAAAACGAACUCAACGCAGUAAAAGCACAAAACAUCGAUCUUAUUUGCAAAUGCGUCAAGAUCGAGAGAGUUUUCGCGUGAAACUCGUUGAGUUAAUUGCCCGCAAAGAACAUGAAGUUGCAGAUAAAUCCAAUGCAUUUCCAAAUGCUGAAGAAAAAGAAAUUAUGCGAUAUUAUUAUUAUAUAAAACAUGGAAUCGAUACUAUUCAUGUAUCCCCAUUAAGCAUAGAAGUCUUAGCUCGCAUCAAAGGGAUGAUUCCUGAAUCUUUGCUAAGAUUCGAUUUGGAAAUGUCAGACAAUUUGGCACAAAUCAAAUCGGAUUAUAUUUUUGCUAUGAAAAAAGCUGUCAUAGAUUAUGUUUUAAGUAAUUCAUUGCAAUGCGAACAGAAAGAAAAGGAACAAAUAGAAUCAGUUGAGAGAAUCGAAGCUAAGGCAACGUUCAAUAGAUGGCGUUAUCGCUAUGAUGAAAACCGUUCAAAAAUAAAGAAAACCCUCUUUUCAAUACAUCGCUGUGUGGCUCACAUAAUGGCUCUUUGGACAACAAAGUUUAAUAAUAUUGCCUUUAUCGAUGUGAAUGAAUUAUCCGCUUAUGGCGAAGCUUUUGAACUCUUCGACUUUACUAACCAAUGUUCAACUCAAAUUGAGCAUACAAAAUUACUUCUAAAAGAGAAUUGGUAUGGAGAAAUUCAUAGCAUUCUUUUGCGUGGACAUAAAAGAAAUAUCCUUCCCGAUGUUAGAAAACCAAAGCUUUUGGCACGAUUUUAUAAUUGUGUGGGAGCUCUUAUGACUCAACAGCUUGAAGAUGUUUGUAUAAGAAGUUUAACUUUGUUUGCUGAUUUUAUGUGUGAUUAUGCAAAAUCAAAUCCAGGUCUUAAACUGGCUAUUCAGCUAGAGGAUCAAGAUACGCUUGUAUUUAGUCCGAGUUUUAGCAAAAUUAAAGAAGAAAUCAUGAGAAUCAUUGACAAUAUGAUAUUGGCCAUUCAACAAUUGCCUCGUGUCGAAAGUAAGCUCUAUACAGAUCUGAAGGUUUCGAAACAAACCUUCCUCCAGCCUGCCAUUCCUGAAUCGAUAAUUUUUACUGCUAAGCGGAAAAUUUGUGAUUUACUUGAAGAUCAACGCAUCGGACCUGAAUUGCGUUUACAGGACUUCGAUGAGUUUAUGAGCUUGAUGAAUGGUAUCGAUGCUGAUACUAUUGGUCGAUUCAUAGAAUCUGACCCACCAUUUGAAAGUUAUUGCAAGAAAUUGAUCUACUAUCGACAGUUAGAAGAUCGAAUUGCUAAGGAAAUAUGGGGCGUCAUUCGAAUGGGUUUGUAUGAGUUCCAUCGUGAGGGACUCAUAACAAAUUUGGAGAAAUUGGCAAGGUUUAUGCAGCAAGAACUUCUAACAACAAUGGUAAGUAAUCAGCAGUCGAAGAUUAGUAAGCUUGGGAAGGAAUAUGAGGCAAUAGCGAAGAAGGCUUUGACAGUUCCGGAGAAUACAGCAGAAUUGAUGAGUCUAAAGGCAUUUGUGGCUCAAACUGAAGAUCGAACGGCACCGGAAAUGGAACAAAGAUUGAAAGUUAACAUGGAUCACAUUCUUUGGCUCAUGGACAACAUGCUGUACACCCCAUUGGAAAUAAAGAACAACAGCAAUACUUUCCAAUGGUUUCUCCAACUGCCUUCGGUUUUCAAAAAACAUCGUGAAAUUAUUGCUGACAAAACAAUCGAAUAUCAAGAACUUCUCAAAAAGCGCAUAGAAGCGUUUCGACGUGAUUUACAAAACUACAACGAACAAGUUCAAGAUUAUGAAAACUGGGGUGACAUUAAGAGUCUGCUUAAGUACAAGAGACGUGCCACAGUGCUUGACAAUCGCUUGAUCGUUGCUAUGGACACAAUUGAUAAAAUCAAUGAAGAAGAAACAUCAUUCGGGUGGGAUUUGUCGCAAUAUCCAAUUCGAAAGAAAACCCAUGAUCAUUUGAUGCCAUUCAAGAAACUCUACGAUGCUGGUCAGGAAUUUAUGGAUAAACAUGAUUUGUGGAUGCAUUCACAGGUGGGAACCUAUGAUCCGGACGAUAUUGAUAAUGAAGUAUCGACAACUUAUCGAGUGAUUCAGAAGCUUGAUAAGCAGAUGAGUGAUAAACCACAAACUAUGCAGCUGGUCCAUGAGAUUAAAGAAGAAAUCGAUGCUUUUAAGCUUCACAUGCCGAUCAUAAGUACUCUUGGCAAUCCUGGAAUGAAGACCCGUCAUUGGGAAGAAGUCUCUGAAAUUAUUGGCUUCCCCAUAAAAGUCUCUCCCGAAUUGACGCUUGAAAAGAUUAUUGAAUAUCAGUUGGAGGACUAUUUACCUAAGUUUGAGACGAUUUCAGAAAGUGCCACCAAAGAAAACAAUCUCGAAAGGGCUAUGUGUAAAAUGGUUAAUGAAUGGGAAGAGAUGUCAUUCAGUGUGUCACCCUACCGAGAUUCUGGAACCUUCAAACUUGCUGCUAUUGAUGAUAUUCAGGUACUUUUGGACGAUCAAAUAAUAAAAACUCAAACAAUGAAGAGUUCACCAUACAUAAAGCCUUUUGAGGAAGAUCUUUUAAAAUGGGAAGCAAAGCUUAUGCUUCUCCAAGAUAUUCUCGAUGAUUGGUUAAGAGUUCAAGCCACUUGGAUGUAUUUAGAACCGAUAUUCUCUAGUCCUGAUAUUCAACAGCAAAUGCCAGAAGAAGGGCGAAGAUUUAGCGCUGUUGAUAAGAUAUGGAAAGAUCUAAUGAAAAUUGUAGCCGCUGAUCCUCGAGUGAUGUCUGUUGUGGAAAUUGAGAAAAUGUCCGAAAAGCUUAAGAAGGCUUUCAAUCUUCUAGAAGUCAUUCAAAAAGGACUUAAUGCGUACCUUGAGAAAAAACGUCUCUACUUCCCUCGGUUCUUCUUCCUAUCGAACGAUGAACUUUUGGAAAUUCUUUCUGAAACCAAAGAUCCCACUAGAGUUCAACCACAUCUUAAGAAAUGUUUCGAAGGCAUUGCUACUCUUAAUUUCACAGAAGCUCUAGAAGUUACAAUGAUGCGUUCAUCAGAGAAAGAAGAAGUUCAACUGGUUGAGGUUAUAUCAACAGCAAAAGCUCGAGGUCAAGUGGAGAGAUGGCUGCUGGAACUUGAGAUUUUCAUGAAGAAAAGUAUACAUUUCAAAAUUCGACAAGCUUUUGAAAGCUAUCCGAGUACUCAGCGUGAUAAAUGGGUUCUAAUAUGGCCUGGACAGACAGUUCAGUCGAUUUCGUUGACCUAUUGGACAGCUGAGAUAACAGAGUGUUUCUUCACCGAAAAUCCAGUUGAUAGUUUGGCUAAAUAUUUGGAAGUUUGCAAGGCUCAGAUCAUGCGUAUUGUGGAUCUCGUUCGUGGAGAUCUCAGUCUUCAGAAUCGAAUAACGCUUGGAGCUUUAGUUGUGUUGGACGUCCAUGCUCGAGAUGUGCUAGCCGAAAUUUGUGAGAAAGAAGUCUCCGAGCUGAAUGACUUCCAGUGGCUUUGUCAAUUGAGAUAUUAUUGGGAAGAUGACAAUUUAGAUACUCGAAUGAUAAAUUGUAGUUUGAAAUAUGGGUACGAAUAUCUGGGCAACACAACUCGAUUGGUUGUCACCCCAUUGACAGACCGUUGCUACCGGACUCUAUUUAGUGCCUUGCAUUUACAUCUUGGUGGAGCACCAGAAGGUCCAGCCGGAACUGGAAAGACUGAAACGACUAAGGAUUUAGCAAAGGCGGUUGCUAAACAAUGUGUUGUUUUCAAUUGUUCCGACGGAUUAGAUUAUUUGGCUCUGGGGAAGUUUUUCAAAGGAUUGGCCUCGUGCGGAGCGUGGUCGUGCUUUGAUGAGUUCAAUCGAAUUGAUCUGGAGGUACUUUCGGUUGUAGCUCAACAGAUAUUGACAAUUCAACGAGGAAUAAAUUCAGGCCAACCAACUAUGGUCUUUGAAGGAACUACUCUUAAGCUCGAUCCAACUUGUGCUGUCUUUAUCACCAUGAAUCCAGGUUAUGCUGGUCGUUCAGAAUUGCCUGAUAACUUAAAGGCUCUUUUCCGAUCAGUAGCCAUGAUGGUUCCGGACUAUGCUUUGAUUGCCGAAAUCGAGCUCUAUUCGUAUGGCUUCCUGAGUGCUAAACCAUUGGCUGUGAAGAUCGUAGCAACCUACAGACUGUGUUCGGAACAAUUAAGUACGCAAUCGCAUUAUGAUUAUGGCAUGCGAGCUGUUAAAUCGGUCUUAAAAGCUGCUGGUGCUCUAAAGCUUCGUUAUCGUGAUGAAAAUGAAGAUAUUCUAGUGUUGAGAUCGAUCAAAGAUGUUAAUCUUCCUAAAUUCUUGAAUCAAGACGUCCCUCUGUUUCAAGGCAUCACCUCGGAUUUAUUUCCAGGAGUUAAACUACCGGAAUCGGAUUAUGUACUUUUUAAUGAGUGUGUGAAGAAGGCUUGUGAGAAGAAUAACAAACAAUGUACGGAAUUCUUCUUGGAAAAAGUUCAGCAACUCUAUGAAAUGAUUGUUGUUCGUCAUGGCCUGAUGAUAGUUGGUCUUCCAUUUGGAGGGAAAACAACUUCGUAUAGAAUACUUGCCGAAGCUCUACGUUACAUGGAAGAAAUUGAUGGUAGCGAAAAUGGAGCAAUUUACACCGUCAUGAAUCCCAAAGCCGUAACAAUGGGUCAGCUCUAUGGACAAUUUGAUAUGGUCUCCCAUGAAUGGAGCGAUGGUAUUCUAGCUGUAAGCUACCGAGAAUUCGCAGUUUCAGUGACACCCGAUAGAAAAUGGUUGAUAUUUGAUGGACCGGUUGAUGCAAUUUGGAUAGAAAACAUGAAUACUGUCCUGGAUGACAACAAAAAGCUAUGUCUCAUGUCUGGAGAGAUUAUCCAGCUUGCUCCAACAACGAAUCUAAUAUUCGAACCAAUGGACCUAGAGGUGGCCUCACCAGCAACUGUGUCUCGCUGCGGAAUGAUUUACAUGGAACCAAAUUCUCUUGGUUGGGAGCCUUUGGUUACCUCAUGGAAGAACACUCUGCCAGCUGCGUUCCACGCUGUCAGCAAACAGCUUAUAUCGAUGUUAUUUUCAAGAUUUUGUCCGAUAUUGUUGUGGCUUGUUCGUAAGGGUGGUCUCCGGGAGAUUUCUGCAACUUCAGAUGCUAAUUUGAUAAACUCCUUGAUGAAUAUUUUCGACUGUUACAUGGACGAUUUUUCGGACGAGCAAUAUGUGCAAAGUUUGUCCGAUCUAGAUGUACGAGCACAGAUCGAAGGAGUGUUCUUCUUCUCGUGCAUUUGGUCAAUAGGAGGAGCUUUGGACUCAGCAAGUCGAGAUAAAUUUUCCAUUGUCUUUCGAGGCUUAAUGGAAAAGAUCUUCCCGGUUAGUGUGUAUGGAACUUUCUCUAUUCCAGACGAGUUGCAGGUGCCAGCCCUGACAAAACCUUUUAUAUUUCCCAUACCAAAGCCGGGAAGUGUUUUUGACUACCGAUUCAUCAAGGAGGGCAAAGGCAAGUGGAAGCCUUGGGAAGACGAAGUGGCUGCUGCUGCUCCCAUUCCUCGAGACAUGCCAGUCAAUCAAAUAAUAAUUACCACAAGUGAAACUGUUCGGGUGGCGGCAAUUUUGGACCUACUGAUACGACAUGGAAAACCUCUGAUGCUGGUGGGAAAUACUGGAACUGGCAAGAGUUGCUACGCAAUUGAUUAUCUGCUGAAAAAGGCAGACACUGAGGUGUAUAAAGCUUUGUUUAUAAAUUUCUCAGCCCAGACCUCAGCCAAUCAGACACAGGAUAUCAUUAUGGCUAAAUUAGAUAAACGAAGAAAAGGUGUCUUCGGUCCUCCAUUGAACAAGAAGUGUGUUGUUUUUGUCGAUGAUGUUUCGAUGCCUCUCAAGGAAACGUAUGGAGCUCAACCGCCAAUAGAACUUCUCCGAAUGAUGCUCGAUCAUUGGAUGUGGUAUGAUCGCAAAAACAUUGUACCACUCAAGCUGAUUGAUAUCCAAAUGGUGUGUGCCAUGGGACCCCCUUCGUCGGGAAACACUGUUACACCCCGGUUUCAACGGCACUUCAACGUUCUGGGAAUAGAUGAAUUCAGUGAUUCAAUCUUAAAAGUCAUUUUUGGCAAAAUAGUUCUGUGGCAUUUGGAUACGAGAGGUUUUUCAAAAGAAUUUGAUCCAUGCAUCGAUGAGAUUGUCAAUGCCACUUUGGAUGUAUACAACAAGGCCAAGCUGAAUCUUUUGCCUACACCAGCAAAGUCACAUUAUCUUUUUAACUUGAGAGACUUUUCGCGAGUGAUUCAGGGGGUCUUACUUUCUGUGCCAGAAGCCACCGAGGAUCUAAACUCGAUGCGGAGGCUUUGGGUUCAUGAAGUUCUGCGGGUGUAUGGAGAUCGUUUGGUCGACGAUAUCGACCGGUCAUGGCUUUUUAGUUGCGUGUGCGAACAAAUGGAGGUUCACCUCAAGUCCAAGCCGGUGGAACUAUUCUCAAGAUUCAUUGAAAAAAAACGUGACUUGGAAGAGAAUGACUUACGAAAAUUGAUGUAUUGUGACUUUACCAAUCCCAAAGCCGAUACCAAGAACUAUGUAGAAGUUGAAGAUCCCGAAGAGCUACGCUCUAUUGUCGAGACUUAUCUUGUGGAAUUCAAUAAUAUGUCGAAGAAACCAAUGGACUUGGUAUUGUUUCGUUUUGCCAUCGAGCAUUUAUCUAGAAUUUGUCGGAUUAUAAAACAACCUCGUAGUCAUGCCUUGUUAAUAGGAGUAGGUGGAUCUGGACGGCAGAGUUUGACCCGCUUGGCAUCGCAUAUUUGUGACUACGAAUUGUUCCAGGUCGAGAUCACUCGACAAUACGGACCAAACGAAUGGCAUGAAGAUAUCAAAUUAAUAUUGAAGAAAAUCAGUGCUUCAGAUUUACAUGGAGUGUUUCUGUUUACAGAUGUUCAAAUAAAAGACGAAUCAUUCCUUGAAGAUGUGAAUAAUCUUCUUAAUUCUGGUGAAGUUCCAAAUCUCUUUACAAACGAAGAAAAAAUAGAAAUCUGUGAAAAAAUGCGCCAAAUUGACAAACAACGUGAUAAAGCUGUUCAGACUGACGGAAGUCUUGUAGCACUUUUUAACUUUUUCGUUCAGGUUUGCAAAGAUCAACUUCAUAUCGUCCUCUCGAUGUCUCCGAUAGGGGAAGCUUUACGAGUUCGUGUUCGAAAGUUCCCAUCGAUUGUCAAUUGUUGUACUAUUGAUUGGUUCCAACCCUGGCCUGCAGAUGCACUCUUGGCUGUUUCGACUCGUUUCUUAGCGAAAGAAGAACUAACCGAUUUGGAACGUAAGGCCGCUAUAGACAUGUGCAUGGAUUUUCAUACUUCAACACAAAUAUUAUCAGAAAAGUUUUACUUGAGAUUGAAACGUUACAAUUAUGUAACACCUACAUCAUACUUGGAAUUGAUUCAGACUUUUAAGGGCUUGUUGGGAGCUAAGAGAAGGACAAUCACUACGAAUCGAAGUCGAUAUCUAACAGGAAUAUCACAAUUGGACAUUGCAUCGCAGCAAGUCGGUGUUAUGAGUGAAACAUUAUUGGCUUUGGAACCAAAAUUAAAAGUUGCUUCAGAAACUGUCGCUGAACAAGUGGCCAAAGUUCAGAAAGACAGUGAAGCCGCUGCAAGUCAACGUGAACUAGUCAAACAAGACGAAGCAGUUGCCUCUGAACAAGCAGCCAAAGCUCAGGCAAUCAAAGACGACUGUGAUGUUAGACUUGCUGAAGCUUUACCAAUUCUUAACUCAGCCUUAGCAGCCUUGAAUACUUUAACAACCGCCGAUAUUGCUGUUGUCAAAACAAUGAAAAGUCCACCAAUCGGUGUGCGAAUUGUCAUGGAAGCUGUAUGCAUUUUGAAAGAUGUCAAACCCGAUCGUGUCGCUAAUCCCUCCGGGGUUGGCAUGAUCGAAGACUACUGGGGUCCAUCGAAGAGAGUGCUUGGUGACAUAAAGUUUCUCGAUAGUUUGCUAAAUUUCGACAAGGACAAUAUUCCACCGGCGAUCAUCAAGAAAUUGCAAGAUCGAAUUUUGACAAAUGAAAACUUUGAUCCAGAUAAAAUUAAGUCGGCUUCGACGGCCUGUGAGGGGUUGUGUCGAUGGGUGAUUGCUUUGACGAAGUAUGAUGUGGUAGCCAAGGUUAUCGCUCCGAAGAAGAUUGCUCUUGCUGCAGCUGAAGCUGAAUAUAAUGCCGCACAAAAACUACUCGCAGAGAAGCUUGCCCAACUUGCUCGUGUCGAGGCUAGUCUGGCGGAAAUACAAAAAAUGCUCGAUGAACAACUGCGCCAAUUUAAGAGCCUUCAACUCGAACAUGAAUUGGUAACAAAAAAACUUAAUCGUGCACAGGAACUCAUUAGCGGAUUGGGUGGUGAGCGCACCCGCUGGUUGGAGGCAGCAAGGAUACUAGAUGAAACGUACCACACCUUGACCGGGGACGUGCUCAUUGCUUCCGGUGUUGUCGCGUAUCUGGGGCCAUUCACCAUCGAUUUCCGUGUCAGUCAGAUCCGGAAAUGGGUAACGAAAUGCACUUCGUUUGGCAUCGUCUGCAGCCAGGACUUUCAAUUACAACAAGUGCUGGGGGAUGCUGUGGAAGUUCGCGCUUGGAACAUCUGUGGCCUCCCAAGUGAUUCGUUUUCCAUUGAAAGCGCUAUUAUAAUGAGAAACUCUCGUCGUUGGCCACUUAUGAUUGAUCCUCAGGGUCAAGCUAAUAAAUGGGUGAAAAACAUGGAGAAAGGCAACAAACUGUGCGUUAUUCGUCUAAAUCAACCUGAUUACACUCGAAUUCUAGAAAACGCCAUACAAUUCGGUCUGCCAGUUCUGCUAGAAAACAUUAACGAAGACUUGGAUCCUUUGCUUGAGUCAAUUUUGCUGAAACAACUCUUUAAACAAGGUGGAGCUUUGUGCAUUAAGCUUGGAGAUUCAAUCAUUGAAUACAAUCAUGAAUUUAAAUUCUAUAUAACAACAAAAUUACGAAACCCCCAUUAUCUACCUGAAGUUGCCGUCAAGGUGACACUUUUAAACUUCAUGAUAACAACACAGGGUCUGCAGGAUCAAAUUCUAGCCAUCACUGUAGCCCGCGAACGUCCAGAUUUGGAAGCGGAAAAAAAUACCCUUAUCAUUCAGAGCGCCGAGAACAAACGAACCCUUAAGGAGACCGAAAAUAAAAUCCUAGAAGUCCUCUCAACGGCAGAAAAUAUUCUAGAGGAUGAGACCGCAGUGCAAGUGCUUAGUUCCUCCAAAACAUUGGCAAACGAAAUCAACGAGAAACAAGCCAUCACCGAAGUCACAGAGAAACAAAUCGACAUUGCACGCUUGGGUUAUACACCCAUAGCAGCUCAUUCCACAAUUCUAUUUUUUACCAUUGCCGAACUGGCAAAUAUCGAUCCGAUGUAUCAGUACAGUCUCGCUUGGUUCGUGGGGCUAUACACGGCGUCGAUUGACAACACGGACAAAGUGGACGAUGUGACAGAAAGGAUGGCGGAUUUGCGGAAGCACUUUACCUACAGCUUGUACGUCAACAUCUGCCGCAGUCUGUUCGAGAGGGAUAAGCUACUUUUUUCGCUGAUUUUGAAUAUAAACCUUCUAAAGUCCGAGGGUGAAAUCGAUAAUUCUGAAUGGAUGUUCCUGUUGACUGGUGGCGUCGGUCUCGAUAAUCCUUUGGCAAAUCCAGCUAAAUGGCUUCCGGCCAAAUCAUGGGAUGAGAUUUGUCGACUCACAAAUACUUCAACCAAUUUCAAAGGAAUUCGCGAACAUAUACAGGCUAAUAUUAGCCAAUGGAAGAGUUUCUUUGAUGCAGAAAAUCCACAGGAUGCUACCAUUCCACAGCCAUGGAAUGAAAAAUUGACGACGUUUCAAAAACUUCUCGUUUUGAGGGUAUUCCGUUCCGAUAAAUUGGUUCCGGCUGUAUUGAAUUUUGUUUUAGAAAAAAUGGGCCGCCAAUUCGUAGAACCUCCUCAGUUCGACUUGCAAGCCUCAUUUAGUGACUCACAUUGCUGCAUACCGUUGAUAUUCAUUUUGACACCAGGAGCCGAUCCCACAGCGACACUUCUCAAAUUCGCCGAUGAUCAAGGUUUUGGAUCGAAUCGACUGUUUUCCUUAUCACUCGGUCAAGGACAGGGUCCCAUUGCCGUGAAACUAAUCGACGAUGGAACUAAAUUUGGCAACUGGGUUGUUCUACAGAAUUGUCAUUUGGCCAAGAGUUUUAUGCCAAUUCUUGAGAAAACUUGUGAAACCCUACUCCCCGAUCACACACACCCUGAUUUCCGUUUGUGGCUCACAUCAUAUCCGGCUGAUCAUUUUCCAGUUGUGGUGCUACAGAAUGGGAUCAAAAUGACAAAUGAACCACCGAAAGGAUUGCGCUCGAAUAUAAUUCGUUCGUUUUUAACUGACCCCAUUAACGAUCCCGAAUGGUUUGAGAACUGCAAACAACCAACAACUUUCAAAAGGCUCAUCUAUUCGUUGUGUUUCUUCCAUGCGGUGAUUCAAGAACGAAGAUACUUUGGACCGAUUGGCUGGAAUAUUCCCUAUGAAUUCAAUGAGACCGAUUUACGGAUCAGUUUAAUGCAACUGCGAAUGUUCUUGGAUCAAUAUGUUGGGGUGAACUAUGAGGCGCUACGUUAUUUGACAGGCGAAUGUAAUUAUGGUGGUCGUGUGACAGAUGAUUGGGAUAGACGUACACUCAAAACUACAUUAGAUCGAUUCUAUUGUCCGGAAAUGUUUGAUGAGGAGAAAAUGUAUUAUUUGGACGAUUCGGAGGUGUAUUAUGUGCCGGAGUUUAGGGAAAAUGAGGCAUAUGUGAGUUUCACUAAACAGCUGCCAUUGAUAGCAAAACCAGCAGUGUUUGGUUUCCACCCGAAUGCGGAUAUUAUGAAGGAUCAAAAUGAAACAGAUGAACUAUUAGCACAUACGCUUUUAACGCAGGACACAACUACUGGAGGCGGUGGCGGUGGUGAAGGCAAUGAUGGUGCCGCAACAACACCUGAAGAACUGGUAAUUAAUGUUGCCUCAGAUAUUCUAAUGAAGCUUCCCGAAGACUUUGAUCGCGAUGCUGCGUUAGCUAAAUACCCAACGAGCUAUCAUCAGAGCAUGAAUACAGUCUUGGUGCAGGAAAUGGUGCGCUUUAAUGUUUUACUCGGAACCAUUCGCACCAGUUUGAUAACUUUGAAGAAAGCCAUUAAGGGUCUUGUUGUUAUGUCGGCACAAAUUGAAGAAGUCUACAAGUCUGUUUUGAUUGGAAAGAUUCCCAAGAUGUGGGCAGCUAAAUCCUAUCCCAGCCUAAAGCCCCUCGGAAGUUAUGUGCAGGAUUUUAUUCAACGUUUGGAAUUCCUUCAGACAUGGUUUGAAAAAGGUCCACCACCAACAUUCUGGCUAUCAGGAUUCUAUUUCACGCAAGCCUUUCUAACGGGAGCACAACAAAACUUCGCCCGAAAGUAUGUCAUUCCCAUCGAUUUAUUAGUCUUUGACUACGAAGUUCUAAACGAUGUCGAGGGCGAUGGAGGACCGUCUAUUGAGGCCCCACAGGAUGGAGUCUAUGUGCAUGGAAUAUUCUUAGAAGGUGCUCGUUGGGAUCGCCAGAAUGGAUACUUGACAGAAUCACGCCCAAGGGAGUUGUUUGAUAGUGUGCCGCUGAUUUGGAUGCGUCCGUGUAAACGGGACGAUCUGAAGGACAGGCACACAUAUUUGUGUCCGUUGUACAAGACAGCCGAACGUCGUGGCAUAUUAUCCACAACAGGACAUAGUACGAACUUUGUGGUGGCCAUGUUGAUGGAGUGUAAUCCCAAAACACCCACGUCCCACUGGAUUAUACGUGGGACAGCUCUACUCUGCCAAUUAAGCUUUUAGGGUUCUCAUUCCUGGAAUAUGAACAGGAACAGAAACAGGAGAAAGAGAGCUACUUGAGUAUAUCCAUUCUUUUCGGUACCUUCUUAUAUGUUUGAAGGGUGUAUUAGUAAUAAAGGGAUGUUUUAUAUUUUAAUAAAAACAAAACGAAACAAAACAAAAAGACCUGAUGGCGUUUUGUGUUAUUGGAUUAUGUGUGGCGGAAGACGUGAAAAAGGAAAAGAACUUGAUUUCAAAGACGAUUGGUAUUCAAUUUGCAUUGCAAAUUGUGUCGAACAAACACCACCGUGAGGUGUGAUGGAAUUGGAAUCGUUAUUGGGAUGGUGUAAAUAAAAUGAGACUUUUGGGAAUAAUUUUGGUAGAGGCAAUAAGGAAGUGCCUAUGAAUAUAUGAAUAAAGAAAACCAUAGCAACAACUGUUAAGAAAGAUCUACAUAAAAUUCUAACGUCGUAAAAACCA
Eupeodes corollae is the source of this 12679-nucleotide messenger RNA. RefSeq names its product dynein axonemal heavy chain 7 (gene Dhc36C). The record is from RefSeq and is a predicted model, not a curated record. Gene Ontology annotation, cellular component: dynein complex. Gene Ontology annotation, molecular function: dynein light intermediate chain binding; ATP binding; ATP hydrolysis activity. The transcript is spliced from 30 exons. Gene Ontology annotation, biological process: microtubule-based movement. Lineage: Eukaryota; Metazoa; Arthropoda; Insecta; Diptera; Syrphidae. The coding region runs from base 200 to 12223 and encodes 4007 amino acids.